Molecule: messenger RNA, 2272 nt
Organism: Didymodactylos carnosus
Lineage: Eukaryota; Metazoa; Rotifera; Eurotatoria; Philodinida; Philodinidae
Source: the annotation of a GenBank genome assembly
AUGGCAACAGCGCUAAAUGACCAAAUAUCCACUGAUUUUAUAAUUACAGCUACGAAGAAUCAAGAGCAAUGGAAAGCACUAAACAUUACAGAAGGUCAAGCAUCUUAUGCACAAGAACGCAUUUGGUUUGACAAACAAGUGAAAUCUAAUAAUGGUAAUGAUGAAAGAGUGAUUUAUAAUAUGCCAUGUGUUUAUCAAAUUCAACGUGGACAAAUAUCAGUUGAACGAAUACAAAGUGCAUUGAAUUUAAUUAUAGCGAAGCAUUCGAUUUUACGUACGUCAUUAAAAUACGAUCAAGAGACACAAUAUUUGAAACAGUCAGUCAACGAAAAACCGGUGUAUUCAUUUGAAAUAUCGACAAUUGAAAAUGACAAGAAAUUAAACGAAAUCAUAGAAGAUGAGAAAACGUCAGACAAAUAUUUUAAUUUAGAGCAAGGUCAAGUAUUUCGAUGUCAUUUGAUUCGACGUCAACAUGAUAAUAAUGAUUUCUUGAUCGAAAAUGAUUUAAUUAUAUUUAAUUUUUAUCAUUGUAUAAACGACGAAAGUUCAUUAGAAAUAUUUCUACAAGAUUUUAAAUUAGCCUAUAUGACUGAUCAACCACAAACAGAUCAUACAGCGUUUAAGUAUAUUGAUUAUUCACAAUAUGAACGACAACUAGAUACGUCUAAAGCAAAAGAAUAUUGGACAAAACUAUUAGAUGGAUACAAUCAAGAUAAACAAUUGUCACUGCCCUGUGAUUAUAAACAACUAGAUCAACAAAUACAACAACACCAAACAGGCCAUUGUUCAUCAACUGAAAUACAACUGAAUAGAGAAUUGAUUAAACAGAUGUUAGAUUAUUCACAAAAAAUGAAUAUAACUAUGUUUCAAUUAUGUUUAUCGUGUUACUAUUUACUUUUAUUUAAGCUAACACAAGAACAUGAUUUAUGCACUGGUUCGAUAAACGAUAAUCGUGAUGGUUCAGAACUAUCUUCGAUGAUUGGCACCAACACACUGCCAUAUCGAUUUCAGUUAGAUCCAUAUCAUGCAUUUGAUCAACUCGUACAACAAGUAAAACAAUUAUGUGUGAACAUAGCAGAAUUUGCCUAUUUACCAUAUGGAGAUUUAAUUCAACCACAUGAGAAACCAUGGUCACUGUUGCUACCAUAUAUACAGAUACUAUUUGUGUUCCAAAACUUUCAUAUCGAAGAGGAUAUUGAUUUCGGUGAUGGUAUCUCACUCUCUCGAUUAAGGAAUAAUACAGAUGUAAUGAGAACGACAAAAUUCGAUUUAGCAUUUAAAAUAAAUUACAUUCCAAUUAAAACUUGUUUACAAUACACGCUUGAAUAUUCAGUUGAUCUAUUUAAACAUUCUACCAUCGAAAGAAUUUUACAACGAUUUCAACAAUUAGUUGAACAAUUAUUUAAUUCAUCAUUUAAUAAACAAACUCAACCAGUGUAUGAAUUAUCUUUGAUUUUGCCAUUUGAAAGACAAUUAUUAUACGAGUUAAAUCAGACACAUGUCGAUUAUGGUCCCGAACAGUUAAAAUGUAUACAUCAUUUGUUUGUUGAUCGCACUCUCGCCUAUUCACAAAAAGUAUCUGUUGUAUUGGAUCAACAAUCUCUCACCUAUUCAGAAUUACUCUACUAUGUACAAUUAGUUUCAAUACAACUAAUACAAGUCUAUAAUGUAAAGCCACAACAAAUUAUAUGUCAAUGUUUAGAACGAUCAAUUGAAAUGGCUAUUGGAAUCUUAUCUAUAUUAACUUGUGGCGCUGUCUAUGCUCCUUUGAAUCCUCAAGAUCCAACAGCUCGACUUCAUUCAUUAUUACAAGAUACUCAUUCGAACUAUGUUUUGAUUCAUCAAGCUACCAGAGAGAAAAUACCUAUCAUGGGAAAUAUUGAUUUUAUCGACAUUGUACAUUUAACACGUUCAAACACAAGUUUACUGGAUGAAGACUUAUUUCUAAUGUCAAGUAUAAGAACAAAUGCUGAACAAAGCGCUUACGCUAUCUUCACGUCUGGCUCAACAGGUUUUCCAAAAGCGGUAAAGAUUAGCUUACCAUGUUAUAUAUUAGAUGAUUAUUUACAACUUAUACCAAUAAAACAAUCUGGCGAACUGUUUAUUGAUGGUUCUGGACUAUUUCUUGGGUAUUUAAAUCGACCAGAUUUAACUGAACAAGUGUUGAUUGACAUACCUUGUGUAAAACACAAAUGUUACAAAACAGGCGAUUUAUGUCGAUUAGAUGAAAAUGGUCUGAUACAUUUCAUCGGUAGAAAAGAUUUUCAAGUAA